CUCGGCUCGUUACGCGCUCACAGAGACUGAGGCAGGCAGAGCAGGGAGAGGAGGACGCACACUCACACGCACACACUCACUGUGCGUGAGCUUUACAAACUGCAGAUCUGUGUUAGGCAAACGGGAGGCGGGGGUUUCAGGGGUGGCAUUUUCCUCUGACUCACUCAGGAUUUAACAAAAGCUAAUUUUACGCACGAACUAGUGCCAGAAAUCGUUUUUCAACUUAAGUGCGCGUUCGCCUCUGUGGUGAAUAGGAUGCGUGUCUUCUCCUGCCGACCCGGUGCUGUUUGACACAUCCCCCCCGAGAGCUGGAUCCGUUCACCGGUCUGUUUUCUCAGCGGGGGAAGUUGGGCUCGUCAUAAAAAAACUUUUGUCUUCUGGCCGUCUGGCUGUGGAUGCCACGGGAAUGGGACUGCGCCAACGGGAGAGCGUGUCCGCGCUUUGCAGGAAAAGUUUGCUGUGCACGGUGCUGCUGCUCUGGCUCAGCGCGGCCGUGGACGGGACCUGGAAGACAGGACUUUACAAGACCUACUCAGCAGCCUCCCACACCUCCGUCUACCAGAAAAGGAACUGGUGUCCUCAUACGGUCACUAAGACAGUGACGUGCCAGGUGCAGAACGGGACAAUUCUCCAGCGAGUCUACCAAACAUGCCGCUGGCCACAGGGAUGUACAGGAGGGAGCUACAGGACCGUUGUCAGACCUUCCUACAAAGUUGUGUACCGCACAGUGACCUCUCUGGAGUGGAAAUGCUGUCCAGGAUUCAGCGGCGCUGCCUGUGAGGAAGAUGCAGGGAACCAGCUUGUGGCUCAGGAAGCAGUGAGGAAACCAUCGACGCUACGCCGGCCGCCUGCACGCACAGCAGAACCAACCUCUAAUUGUCUGAACUGCAGCAGAAUCACAGCUCUGAGUGACAGGCUGAACUCACUGGAGGUGAAGGUCCAAUUACUCACUGCCCCGUCCUCCAUAUCGCAUCGCCACCCUCAGGGUAAAGGAGGAACUGCACCAGAGGCCUCAUCCCUAAUUGGGGCUGCGCCUGCUCAGGGGGCCCCUGGUGAGCAGGGACCUGCAGGUCCUCAGGGUGAAAAGGGGAGAGAUGGACUUCCUGGCAGAGAUGGGAAGUCAGGGUCUCGGGGUCUGCCAGGUCCCAGUGGGCCUCGGGGGGAGGCUGGGGCAAGGGGCCCAUCUGGAACCCCCGGAUCAAAGGGAUCCCACGGACCAGCAGGUCCCCGUGGUCCACCAGGACUCCCAGGGGACAGGGGUCUACCAGGGCCGCCUGGGCCUCCAGGGCCCCCAGCACCAGCUAGUGCCCACAUCCCAGAGCCAGACAACACUCGUAGAAAAGACCUCUUCUACACCAACACGUUUCAUGACUCACAAGGAUCGCCCGUUCCGGGACCUCAGGGCCCCCCCGGUCCUGUCGGUCCCUCAGGUCCCAAAGGCCCAGUAGGACCUCCUGGUCCACCGGGACAGAAUGGGAAAUCUGGAGCUGCUGGAACACAGGGCCCUGUGGGGCCAAAAGGAGAGCGUGGGGAUAGAGGUCCUUUAGGUUACCCAGGAGAGAGGGGCUUCAGAGGCGAGCAGGGAACACCAGGUCCUAAGGGAGAGCCAGGAGAGAAGGGCUUGCCGAGCAAUCUAAAUGGGGACGGAAUACAUCAGAUCAGAGAGGCGCUGAAGAUCUUAGCCGAGAGGGUUUUAAUCCUUGAGACUAUGAUCGGUAUUCAUGAGCCUGAUCUAGGGUCUGGGGAUGGACCGUUUGGCACAGCCUCCCCUAGUUUCUACAGAGAUAAACGAGCAGGUGCGCUUCCAUAUCGACUCGCUUCUCCUCUGUCCUCCGACACCAAGGUUCGAGGGAAGUAGCCCACACCCCCCCGCUCACCCUGAGGAUCACGGGCUGGGUUGAAUUCCCCCUCCUAUAGGUCUCAUCGGCACUCAACAGAUUUAAACCGCAUCUGAUACAGUCAGAUUUAGGUUGGGGGGGGGGGGACACCUCAGGGAAACUUCACUGAUACUCCACAAUACUCCUCCUCUAUCGGGAACUGGAGAACUAGUUUGACCCCCCACCCACCCACCUGUUGCCAUAACUACACUCUAUCUUUAUCUAUACACAAUACACCCAGCAGCCCCCCUCUCUGUGUCUCAUUUUCUUUGGCUACAGAACUGAAGCCUCAGAAUAUGUUUGAAAAAGAAAAAGGAUGAUCUGAUGUGCUCCUCGAGUGCACACAGUUCUGGACAAUAAGGGUCAUUUAGAGUAAUAAUUUGAAGGAUGAAUCAGAUGUGAGCAAAGAGACUGGAUUUGAGUUUGUAUUGCUUUCAAGUAUGUAACUGCAACUUGAUGAGAUUCCAUUAUUUAAG
Molecule: messenger RNA, 2353 nt
Organism: Paralichthys olivaceus (Japanese flounder)
Lineage: Eukaryota; Metazoa; Chordata; Actinopteri; Pleuronectiformes; Paralichthyidae
Source: RefSeq, a predicted model, not a curated record